GCCAGAAAGGAGGCAAACUUGGGUCUGUUCUGAAAAUUCUGGUGAACUGAAUAAUCAGAUCUGGAAAUGGGGAAGGGAGCUAGGGAGAACAGUGAUGUGCCCAGGCGUUCCCACGGCAACCCGCCCUGACGCUGCUCUGAUGCUCACUACGCUGGGCUCUGGAUUUUUAUAAAGGGCUGGAAAAUCAGCUCCUGCAGGCUGUGAACGUCUCUCCCAAGCAGGGACCAAGGAAGGUACCAGGCAAGUCUGGGAAGCUGACAACCUUGAAGGACUUCCUUCUCACAGAGGACAGUGGCUGGCUGGCUGGCAGGCAGAGGAGGGGCGUGGGGCUGUCUUCUGAAACUGUAGAGAAAAGGGAGUUUGCAUAGCCUAGGUUUCUGAGUGCCUGGCACGUACUAGGGGCUUGGUGAUUGUUGUCAAAUUGAAUCGAACGACAGAGACAACCAGCAGUGCGGAAAGUGAGCUUUACCGCAUCAGUUGCCUGGAAAUGGACAUGCUUGAAGCAGUGACUGCGAGCACCAUACGGUAAAAUAUACAGCACCCAAGGGGGUCCUAAGGAGAAACAACCUAGCAGGGGCUCAAAGCUUCAUAUUCUUUUGGCACAAAGACAUUCCAGCUGAAGAAAUCAAGACCGGGGCUGAAUCUGAGACCUCCAUCCGAAUCCAGACAGCUGCCUGGCAAAGCUGGGCCGGACUGGUCCCUAGGUGCCUGUGCUCAGACAAGUCCAGGAUACCAGGGAAGCAGUGUUCUCCUGAUGCCAUCCUGACUGGAGGGCUUUUAGCAGGCAGGAUUGCUGGCUGGCACCCCCCCGAUCUGGGGCUUGCCUGGCCAGUGAGCCUCCGCUGCCAACUCCAUACAGGAGCAUGAGUUCAGUUCUGACAAAAUACGGGUCUCCACCACGAAGCUGGCUCAACCUUCGCUUGGGAACCAAUGACCGAAGCCUGUCGGAGGAAAAAGCACUGCGGUGUCAGAAUCCAGAUUGUAUUGACAAGAGGAGGGCAUCCAAGGUAUGCCACCACGCCGAUUGCCAGCAGCUCCACCGCCGGGGACCCCUCAACCUGUGUGAGGUGUGUGACGGCAAGUUUCAUAGCACCAUGCACUUUGACGGACACAUCCGCUUCGACCUACCCCCCCAAGGCUCUGUCCUGGCCCGGAAUGUCUCCACAAGGUCAUGUCCGCCCCGAACCAGUCCAGCCUCAGACCUGGAUGAGGAUGAUGAAGGGUUAAUGGAAAGCAAAGGGGAGAGGAAGGGUUCAGGUCUGAAGCUGGCCAAGAAGAAAGCUCGAAGGAGGCACACAGAUGACCCCAGCAAGGAGUGCUUCACUCUGAAAUUCGACUUGAAUGUGGACAUUGAGACAGAGAUUGUUCCGGCAAUGAAGAAGAAAUCUUUAGGAGAAGUGUUACUGCCGGUGUUUGAGAGAAAGGGCAUUGAGCUCAGCAAGGUGGAUAUCUACCUAGACCAGUCCAACACGCCCCUCUCCCUCCACUUUGAGGCCUAUAGGUUUGGGGGUCACUACCUGAGGGUCAAAGCCAAACCUGGAGAUGAGGUGAAGGUGGAAUUGGCAGUAAAGGAUUUCAAAUCCCUGAGCUUGCCCAUUCCUGGGCCUCCUUCACUGGACCAGCAGGGUCGACGGGAGAGCCUGGACAUCCUGGCCCCUGGCCGAAGGCGUAAGAACAUGACUGAGUUCCUGGGGGAUGCCAGCAUACCUGGGCUAGAACCCUCGAUGCCAUCCAGCAGCUCCCUGCCCAGCAAUGGCAUUGACACAUGGAAGAACCGGGCAGCCAGCCGCUUCAGCGGUCUUUUCAGCUCCGGCCCCAGUGGGAGCUCCCUUGGCAGGGAGGUCGACAAGAUGGAACAACUGGAAAGCAAGCUUCACUCCUACAGUCUCUUUGGCCUGCCCAGGCUGCCCCAGCAGCUGCGGUUCGACCACGACUCCUGGGAAGAAGAGGAGGAGGAGGAGGACGCUGACCUGGUCCUAGAAGACAGCUGGCAAGAGCUCAUCGAUGGAGCCGAGAAAUUGACCAGGCGGCAAUGCCACCAGCAGGAGGCAGUGUGGGAACUGUUACAUACGGAGGCUUCCUAUAUCAAGAAACUUCGAGUUAUCACUGAUCUCUUCAUGUGCUGCCUUUUGAACCUGCAGGAGUCGGGCCUGCUAUGUGAGGUGGAUGCUGAGCGCUUAUUCAGUAAUACACAGGAGAUCAUUCAGUUGCACCGAGGGCUGUGGAGCAAUGUGAUGGCCCCAAUGCUUGACAAAGCUCGGCGUAACCGGGCCCUGUUGCAGCCUGCAGACCUCCUCAAAGGCUUCAAAAUGUUUGGAUCCCUGUUUAAACCUUACAUCCGUUACUGCAUGGAGGAGGAGAGCUGCAUGGAAUACAUGAGGAGCCAGCUGAGAGACAGUGACCUAUUCAGGGUCUAUGUCACGUGGGCAGAAAAGCACCAACAAUGCCAGAGGCUGAAACUGAGUGACAUGCUAGUGAAACCUCAUCAAAGGCUCACCAAAUAUCCUCUACUGCUGAAAUCAGUGUUGAAGAAGACCGAUGACCCGCCAACUAAGGAGGCCAUUGUCACCAUGAUUAGCUCAGUGGAGCGGUUCAUCAAUCAUGUCAACUCUCGAAUGCGGCAGCGGCAGGAGCAGCAGCGGCUAGCAGCCAUCAUUAACCGCAUUGACUCCUAUGAGGUGGUGGAGAGCAGUACGGAUGAAGUGGAUAAGCUUUUGAAGGAAUUUCUGCGUCUUGAUCUGACAGCUCCCAUCCCUGGAACGUCCCCAGAUGACACUCGGCAGCUCCUUCUGGAGGGGAGCUUAAAGAUGAAGGAGGGAAAAGACAGCAAGAUGGAUGUCUACUGCUUCCUCUUCACUGACCUGUUUCUGGUGACCAAGCCCGUGAAGAAGGCAGAGAGGACCAAAGUCAUCCGGCAGCCCCUAAUGGUAGACAAGGUUGUGUGUCGGGAACUCCGAGACCCUGGCUCCUUUCUCCUCAUCUAUCUGAAUGAGUUCCGAAGUGCUGUGGGUGCCUUUACCUUCCAGGCUAGUGGGCAGGCCCUCUGCCGAAGCUGGGUAGAAGCCAUUUAUAAUGCCCAGAACUUGCUGCAGAGGAUGAGGCUACAGGAGCACCAAGGCAGCCAUGAGCAGCAUCUGCAGAGCCUGGAGGAAGAAGAGGAUGAGGAGGAAGAGGAGGAAGGAGAGAGCAGCACCUCAGGAGCUAGCUCCCCUACUAUCCUUCGAAAAAGCAACAACAGCCUGGAUUCCCAACGUUGCCCCUCGGAUAGUUCCACAGAGACUCUAGCAGUUGUGGUGAUGGAGCCCGGGGAAACACCAUCACCAUCCGACUUUGAGGGCGGCCCGUUUAGUUCCCGGUCAGAUGAGACCUCGAUCAGCACAACAGCUUCCUCCAUCACCCCGACAAGUGAGCUUCUGGGCCCUGAGCCUGACGGACUGCUCCACUCGGCACCCGCUGACUGCCGAUCAUGUUCCAUUGAUUCUGCCUAUGGCACCCUCUCCCCGACCUCUCUGAAGGACUUUGUGGCCACUGCAGAGCUGGCCCCUGUUCCCACCCUCAGGCCCCCAGACCCGCCUGACCCUCCUGCUCCCGCUCCUGCCUUGCCAUCUUCACCCCGCCUCCGACGUCGUACCCCUGUCCAGCUGCUGCCUUGGCCUAGAUUACUCAAAUCCAAAUCAGAGGCCAGCUUGCUGCAGCUGUUCUCAGGGGCUUCUGGCCACGACACCCUGCCAGUCCCAAGCCGGAGCCUGUCUGAGCUUUGCCUAACUACUCCACUCCCUCCCAAUGGCUUCCCCAGGACUCAGGUGAGGCCGUGCCAGCCUCCUCAGGAAGCCUGUGCCAGCUGGGACUGUAGGGGGACCAGCCCAUGCAGUGCCUCGGAGCUGUCAGAGGUGGAAGAUGGGGGGUGUUCCCCCGGACGGGGAGAUGAGUGUCCUUUCUCAAGGGAGUGUGAAAAGCCAGUCACUAAAGCCACCUUCAGGGCCCAGCCCUCGGGCCAGCACAGGAAACUGACCCUGGCGCAGCUGUACCGAAUUAGAACCACGCUUCUCCUGAACUCCACGCUGACGGCAUCAGAAGUCUGAGCAGCAGGAGGAACCCGGGGUGCCAUGGACAGAUGGACGGAUGGUCACACAGACAGAUGACCGGGUUCUGACCGACGUGCUCCUAAUCCCCUUGCUGUGAGACCAGGACACCAGAGUUCCCAGAGAACAGAUCUAGGGACGGAAACCAGAUUGCACUUUGUUUAAUACUGCCUGGGCCAAGAGAAAAUGAGGAGGCCCUGGGAGACUCAUAGCCCUAGGCUCCCACACACCCACCCUCUGAGCUCUUAGCUACUCCGCUCACACAUACACUGCUGCUUCUCCAGACCUCACCUCUGAGGGUCCACCCCCAGGAAUGCCCAUCCUCAACACACAAACACACACCCCCUGCCUAGGCUGAAUUAUGGCACCCUUCCCUUAAGCCACUGACCCUCUCUCCACCACACUCCCAGCUGGCCUCUUUUCUUCCCUGUCCCCAGAUAGCUAGACCCAGGAAGUGCCCUCGACCCCAUCCUACUCCCCCAGUCUGGCCCACACAGAGGUCGGGGCUGAGGGACAGCCUGCUCCCCCUGUGUAUAAAGGUGCAUAUUUAUUGAGCUUUGGGUUUCUUUUAUAAAGACUUAUGUAUAUUCUCCUGUGUGGAAAGAGUGUGUUCUGUUUUUCCUAUAGGUCUCUGUUUCACCUUUGGGGAAAGAGGAGGUUGUGAAAUGAUCAAUUCUUCCCCUCACCUCUAUACCCCCAUGCCCACACGUUCCUUGGUCUGGGAGUGGGGAGGUAUUGCCCUGGGACAUUUGGG
This is a messenger RNA of Dromiciops gliroides (monito del monte), 4836 nucleotides long. RefSeq names its product pleckstrin homology and RhoGEF domain containing G5 (gene PLEKHG5). The record is from RefSeq and is a predicted model, not a curated record. The transcript has 22 exons. Gene Ontology annotation, molecular function: guanyl-nucleotide exchange factor activity. NCBI's taxonomy places the organism in Eukaryota, Metazoa, Chordata, Mammalia, Microbiotheria, Microbiotheriidae. Gene Ontology annotation, cellular component: axon; plasma membrane; endocytic vesicle. Gene Ontology annotation, biological process: Rho protein signal transduction; endothelial cell migration. The coding region runs from base 864 to 4082 and encodes 1072 amino acids.